AUGCUCAACAUUCGAUGGGCUUCCGGCGCCGAGUUGGCUGCAGUUAAGCCAGAGCUUUUUGAGGAGCUCUGUUCGGAAGGUUUGCCGCCCGUGACAGCCCUGAAGAAGCAUCUGCAGACGUUCUGCGGGUAUCCGAGAUUCAGGCAGAGAAUCCUCUGGCAGGGCGGCAUCGUCAGAGAAGAAGAUGCCCUUGACACGCUCAGUGAUCUGCAGCUGGUCAUCCUUUCCUUCUCGGCCACCUCGCCGGGGGAGGUCGGCGCCCUCAUUGGAGCCGCCGCGCUGGGUCGUCUCGAGGAGUUGGAGGAGCUUCUCCAACGUCCUCUCGAUCCAAACCUCGCCGGCGGUCACGGCUUCACGGCCCUCCACGCGUCUGCUCACGGGGGCCAGGUUCGGGCGACGAGUCUCCUCUUGGAGGCCCUGGCGGCCGUCGACCAGGCAGGCCCCGACCAGACGACGCCCCUCUUCAUGGCAGCGCAGAACGGCUUCUCUGAGGUUGCUCGGGCCUUGUUGGAAGCUGGUGCCGACCGGAACCGCGAUUGCACGGACGUGGGUGCCACGCCCAUGUUCAUCGCAGCCGGCCGCGGAAACUUAGAGGUGGUCCGCAUCUUGCUGGAGCACCACGCUGAUCCAGACAAAGCCCAGAUAGAGAACAGGGCCACGCCCCUGCUCAUGGCUGCCUCCAAAGGUCACGCCGAAGUUGUGCGCCUUUUGCUGGAGGCUAAUGCUGAUCAAGACUCCGACCUCACAGCCGGUGGGGUAACGCCUUUGCUUAUGGCCUGCGUGCGGGGCCACACAGAGGUCGUGCGUGCCUUGUUGGAUCACCAUGCGGAGAUAGACAAACCCUGCACGGACGAUGGCACGACCCCGUUGAACAUGGCUUGUGGCCGGGGACACGUGGCGGCGGCCCGCAUUCUGCUGGAAUCUGGCGCGGAUGUCAACAAGGCCUGCACUGACGACGGAGCGACUCCCCUACUUCGGGCCUGCGAGCGUUCGCACCUGGACGUCAUCCGUCUGCUGCUUUCCUUCCAAGCGGAUGCGAACUCUUCCCUGACCACUUCUGGAGACUUUCCCCUGUACAUGGCAGCGCAGCGGGGCGAAGCAGAAGCAGCACGGCUUCUACUCCUAGCCGGCGCAGACAAGGAGAAGGCGACCAGCAGGGGGGCCACGCCGGAAGAAGCAGCCCUGGAGGGCGAGCACAACGAGGUCUUGAGCAUACUCGCAGCCUCUCUCGCUGAGCUGGAGCACCCGAGUCGAGCAGAGCCACAUCCAAAGGAGUAG
Molecule: messenger RNA, 1278 nt
Organism: Symbiodinium sp. CCMP2592
Lineage: Eukaryota; Dinophyceae; Suessiales; Symbiodiniaceae
Source: the annotation of a GenBank genome assembly